AUGGGUAAUACCUUGAGAAGCAAGAAAACUGUGAAAAUCAUGAAGAUCAAUGGAGAGAGUUUCAAGCUGAAAACUCCGGUGAAAGCUGGUACGGUGGUUAAAGAUUUUCCCGGCCACAUUCUCUUGGAAUCAGAAUCAGUAAAGCAUUUUGGAAUCAGAGCAAAGCCUUUAGACCCUAACCAGUACUUGGAAACUAAAAGGAUUUAUUUCAUGGUGGAACUUCCAAGAACAUGGAAAGAGAGAGGCCCAAGAAGGGUUCGGUCGGAAAUUCAGAUGAGUGCCAAGGAGAGGCUGGAAAAUCUGAAGCUGUCUCGUAGGUCAUCAUCUGAUCUCUCGGUAAUGAAGAAGAAAGAUGAGGUUGUUGAAGAAAAAGAAGUGAUGAUUAGCGUGAAGCUGAAGUUACCAAAGUGGAAAGUGGAGAAACUGAGGAAAGAGAGUGUGAGUGACUCUGAUUUCUCCAACAAGAUCAGAGCACUUUGUCUCCUCAACAUUCCAAGUGGAUUGAUUCAUGAUCAUCAGAGACAACAUUUGCUUCGUAAUGGAGGAAGAGUGUUUGGAAUUGGGAUUGGUGAAGAGAAAUGUGUCAAAUCACAUGAUGGAAUCAAUUCUUUUUACUUUCUCUGA
Messenger RNA from Microthlaspi erraticum, 624 nucleotides. The record is from the annotation of a GenBank genome assembly. NCBI's taxonomy places the organism in Eukaryota, Viridiplantae, Streptophyta, Magnoliopsida, Brassicales, Brassicaceae.